AUGAUGAUGAUGAAUCAAUACGAUUGUUUAAAUAAAGCUCAAUUAAGCUUUGAAUAUUUGCAUACAAAUUCAACUACACAUACAUUUCUUUUUGGUGCAUUAGCUGAAUUAGUUGAUAAUUCAAGAGAUGCUGGCGCAACAAAUCUUGAUAUUUAUACACGAAAAGAUCCAUCUUUACGUGGAGGAUUUUAUUUGGCAUUUUUGGAUGAUGGUUGUGGAAUGCAUUACGACGAUGUGUUCAAUGUAAUUGUUUUUGGUAAAUCCGGAAAACGCCAUACGCUUGAUUCUAAUCAAAUUGGUCAAUAUGGUAAUGGUUUAAAAUCUGGUGCUAUGCGUAUAUCAAAUGAUUUUAUAUUAUUAACAAAAAAAGAUAAUAUUGGUACAUGUUUAUUUCUUUCACGAACAUUUCAUCAAGAAGAACAUAUAACUCAAAUAAUGUGUCCAAUGCCUUGUUUUGAUUUAAUCACUCAACAACCAAUUGAAAAUACUGAUAAUGAACAAAUAAAUGGGACACGUACAUAUACAUAUGAUAAAACUAAACAUGAACUUGAAAUGUAUUUAAUUACAAAAUAUUCUCCAUUUAAAACAAUUGAUGAUUUAUUUAAACAAUUUAAUUUAAUUACAUCUUCAAGUGGAACAUUAAUUGUUCUAUAUAAUGUGAAAUUAUCUGAUACCGGUGAAGCAGAACUUAAUAUAAAAACAGAUCCAUAUGAUAUGUUAAUUGAUUCAAAAAAUCGAAGAAAUCUAUUUGAUGAUAAUGAUGAUAGUAUACCACCUGAAUAUCGUUCAUUUCGUGCAUAUGUUUCAAUUCUUUAUUGUGAACCACGUAUGCGUAUAACAAUUCAACAACGACGUGUUAUAACAAAAAGAUUACCACAUACAUUAUAUAAACCUCGUCAAUAUCAAUUUAAAUCUACACGUUUUAAAACACGUUCCGAACAAGAAAUAAAAAAGUGUGAACAAGAACUUGAAUCAUUAGAUGAACGUAUACGUGAAGCUGAUUCGCAAGUUCAUGAUAUACAACAACGAUUGGGUAUAACAUAUACAAUUGAUGAACGUACACGCUUAAGAAAAUUACAGAUUCAUGCAGCUGAUUUAAAAGAUAUUGCAAAUCGUUUACGUACUGGACUUUUAAGGAAAAAAUCGGAAUUAAAUACAACAAAAAUUUUAACAUUUACAUUCGGAUUAAAUAUACAAAAUCGUGCAGCUGAUGGAGUUUUCGUUUAUAAUUGUGGACGACUUAUUAAAAUGUAUGAAAAAAUUGGACAACCAAAUAAAAAAACUUUGUAA
This is a messenger RNA of Adineta steineri, 1290 nucleotides long. Lineage: Eukaryota; Metazoa; Rotifera; Eurotatoria; Adinetida; Adinetidae. The record is from the annotation of a GenBank genome assembly.